AUGAUCUUCCCAGUCAGCUCCGACUCUGCCCAGGCUUCCAGCCCUGAUCCUAUCGCCAAUCCGCCAGCUCAAACCCCCGAACCAGCUCGCUAUCAGGUUUUUCAUAUCCAACACUCCCCUGGCACUCACAAGAUCUUCAUUCCAACAAGCUCUCCGCGACCGGCAGGCUAUCUCUAUCAUGUUCUGGAAUCUUCAAACCCUGAACAUACGCAGCCUAACAUGACUCUGGUCUCGGAUAUCGUCGAGACUCUAGGUCAGGUUGGCACCAUUCAUGAUAGCAGAUGUGUCGGCUCCAUUGCGUCCCAAGAACUCGACAAUGCGUGCGCUAUGAUCAAGAGUCACCCAAGACCAUUCGAUCCUUACGAGCCUGCCAACGCUCCUGGCAGACCUGGCCGCUGCGAGCUUUGGGUCCUCUCUGUAAUCGAUACACUGCUUGGGGACGGCCUCCUCCAGCCGCUUCCGUCGGAGCCUACCUCUCGAGCCCAUCAACCUCCAAGACAUCAUCACACAUCUCACUGCACUCACCAACGCCUCUACUCGUAUCAUCCCUAUCGACGAAGGAGCCGCCCGGCUUUGGACCGUCAGUGA
Messenger RNA from Fusarium proliferatum ET1, 588 nucleotides. RefSeq lists its product as uncharacterized. Lineage: Eukaryota; Fungi; Ascomycota; Sordariomycetes; Hypocreales; Nectriaceae. The coding region runs from base 1 to 588 and encodes 195 amino acids. The record is from RefSeq and is a predicted model, not a curated record. The transcript has a single exon.